This is a messenger RNA of Amaranthus tricolor (Joseph's coat), 2046 nucleotides long. Its product is annotated as pentatricopeptide repeat-containing protein At5g13770, chloroplastic-like. The coding region runs from base 84 to 1946 and encodes 620 amino acids. The transcript has a single exon. Gene Ontology annotation, molecular function: protein binding. The record is from RefSeq and is a predicted model, not a curated record. NCBI's taxonomy places the organism in Eukaryota, Viridiplantae, Streptophyta, Magnoliopsida, Caryophyllales, Amaranthaceae.
AUCAUCACCAUUCAAUACAAAAACAAAAAGUAAAAAGACCCUUAAAAAAAAACUGAAAAAACUCUUUCAGAUGAUCUCCUGCAAUGGCAAUUCCCACUUCUUCAGGCAUUUCACCUGCAAAUUUCAUAUACCCACUUCAUAAUUCAUCCAAAUUCACCAUUUUCAAAGCUUUUCAAACCAUUUUCUCUCCUCCAUGGCCCACCAAAUUCAUCAUAGUUCAUUCCUCAACUUACCCUUCUCCUGUUCUAGAAGAAGAACCUUCCCCUGUUCUUCCCCUUGUAGAAUUCACUUAUGGAGCUCCAAAAUCUGAGGAACAGAAUCUUAACAAACUUAUCAGAGAAUUGUUGAAGGAUCCCAGAACAGAAGAUCUUGGGUUAGAGUAUUAUGAGAAGGCAAAAUUGAGUUCCCAAUAUCAACCCCAGAAAACAACUCUUAAAUCUUUAUUGAGGUAUUUAGUAAAAUCCAAGAAAUGGGAUUUAAUUUCUGUGAUUUCUAGAGAUAUAAAAAUGUACCAAGUUUUGCCUGAUAAAGUAUUUUGUGCUGAAAUUGUUAGUACUUGUAUCAAAAAUAGAAAAUUUAAAAUUGUUGAUUUGUUCUUAGAUAGCCUUGAAAUUGAUAAAGAAAUUGUUGGUUUUGGGUAUGAAUCUGCUUUAAGAAGCUAUAAUAAGCUUCAUAUCUAUAGCUUAACAAUUGAUUUGUAUGAAAAAAUGAAGUUAAAUGAUGUUGUUUUGGAUCUUGAUGGGUAUGUUUUGGUCAUGGAAGCUUAUAAAAAAGUGGGUAAGUAUAAGAAAGUUCUAGAAAUUUUUAGUGAAUUGGAAGGUAGUAUAAAGCAAGAAGAUACAGAAGCUUCAUCUAGGGUUUAUGGUGUUUUGCUUGAAGCUUUAGGGAAAUUAGGUCAAUCCGAGAAGGCUAUUGAGCAAUUUAAACAAAUGGGUGAAAAGGGUAUUCCUUUAAAUGCAUCAAUUUACACUAUGUUGAUCGGAUCAUUGGCCGAGAAAAAAGAGAUCGAUGUUGUUGAAAAACUUGUUGAAGAUGCUGAAUCAAAGAAAAUGUUGAAGGAUCCGGCAUUGUUCUUGAAGUUAGUGAUCAUGUAUGUAGAAGAAGGAUUGUUGGAAAAGACUCUAGAUGUAGUAAAUAAAAUGAAAGGUGUAAAUUUGAAGAUUUCUGAUUGUAUAUUUUGUGCAAUUGUUAAUGGUUAUGCUAAGAAAAGGGGGUUAAAUUCAGCAUCAAGAGUAUACCAAGAACUAGUUUUGGAUGGGUGUGAGCCGGGGCAAGUAACCUAUGCGUCGAUAAUCAAUGUGUACUUCCGGCUUGCGUUGUAUUGGAAGGCGAAGAAAGUGUUUGAUGAGAUGCAACAAAAAGGGUAUGAUAAAUGUGUGGUGGCGUACUCAACGAUGAUAGUAAUGUAUGGUAAGACGGGGCAAUUAAGAGAGGCAAUGAAGCUUCUAGCAAAGAUGAAGGAACGAGGGUGUGAGCCUAAUGUUUGGGUGUACAACUCGCUAAUUGAUUUACAUGGAAGGGCGAUGAAUUUGAGGCAAGUUGAGAAGAUAUGGAAGGAGAUGAGACGAAGAAAGGUGAAGGCGGAUAGAGUGAGUUACACAAGCCUCAUCGGAGCUUACUCUAGAGCACGCGAGUUUGAAACAUGCAUCAUGUUUUAUGAUGAAUAUCGGAGGAAUAGAGGAGGGAUUGAUCUAGCAUUGGCGGGUAUCAUGGUUGGUGUGUUCUCGAAGACUAGUAGGAUCGACGAAUUGAUUAAGCUAUUGCAAGAUUUGAAGGACGAAGGGAUGAAAUUGGAUACAAGACUUUAUAGAUCAGCUUUGAAUGCAAUGAGAGAUGCUGGUUUACAUAUACAAGCAAGAUGGUUGGAAGACAGUUUUGGUGUCACUUCUGUUGAUCGUCUCAUUUCACAUAAUAAAAGAAUCAGAACAACACCUCUUCUGUUUUAAGCAUACAUAUUAUACAACUAGAUUGGUCUUGUACAGAUUUAUGUCCUUGUAUAAUGUUGAUUUUAUUAAUGAUUAUCAAUGCAUAUCACACUCAAAACAA